CUCUUAACAGCAGGGAGGGGAUGAUUGAGCAGAGUGGCAGAGGGGCUGGGAGACAAGUCCUGCUGCAGUCCUCAAAAGUGUACAGCUGUCAGAUACCCGGAGAAGGGGAAGGGCGUGUGAGAGCAGCCUGCCUCUGCUCCUCCUGCCUGACAGCUUCAGGGGUUUGUGACAUCGUGCUUCUUCGGAACGCUGGAGUCUGUCUGAGUGCAGCUACUGAAAGGUCACACAGCUGGUCGUGAACGCUGGUCUCCUUUCAAGGCUGAGCGGAUCAUUAAUGAGUGAAUGGGCUCUGCUGGGAAGGCUUGUCCUGACACCAUGACAGCUGAUGAGUCAGAAGCUGGAGAGUUAGCUCUGGAGCCCCUGCUCACUUGCAAGCUAUGUCUCUGUGAAUAUUCCCUGGACAAAAUGACCACACUUCAAGAAUGCAGCUGCAUCUUUUGUACAUCGUGCCUAAGACAGUACCUGCAGCUGGCAAUUCAAGAAGGCUGUGGUUCUCCCAUCACGUGUCCAGACAUGGUAUGCUUGAAGAAUGGGACCCUACAAGAAGCAGAGAUUGCCUGUUUGGUGUCUGUUGACCAGUUUCAGUUAUACAAGAGGCUGAAGUUUGAACGAGAAGUCCACUUGGACCCCCUAAGAACGUGGUGCCCUGCAGCUGACUGCCAAACAGUGUGCCAUGUUGCAGCGAGCGAGUCGGGAGCGCCAGUGCUGGUGGAGUGCCCAGCUUGCUACCUGACCUUCUGCUCCUCUUGCAAGGAUGCAUGGCACCCACAGCGCCCGUGCCAGGACAGCCAAAUCACUUCGGUACCAACUGAGCAGGGAUCACUUAUUGGAAUGGAGGCACCAGUUAAGCAGUGCCCAGUCUGUCGGAUCUAUAUUGAGCGAAACGAGGGCUGUGCUCAGAUGAUGUGCAAGAACUGCAAGCACACGUUCUGCUGGUACUGUCUACAGAACUUGGACAACGAUAUCUUCUUAAGACAUUAUGACAGAGGACCUUGCAGAAACAAGCUGGGCCACUCGAGGGCUUCAGUGAUGUGGAACAGAACACAGGUUGUGGGGAUCCUCGUUGGACUAGGUAUCAUAGCAUUAGUCACCUCUCCAUUGCUGCUCGUGGCAUCUCCAUGCAUCAUCUGCUGCAUUUGCAAAUCUUGCCGAAGCAAGAAGAAAAAACACAGCCCUCCAACAACUUAAAAAUCUGUCUGUUUGAGCCUCCAUCUGUACAGCAUAUGUAUGUGAGAAAGCACAAUGGUUGUCUUUUGGUGCCAUAUCUACCAAAUAAUACUCCCUUUUUUGCCA
Molecule: messenger RNA, 1293 nt
Organism: Apus apus (common swift)
Lineage: Eukaryota; Metazoa; Chordata; Aves; Apodiformes; Apodidae
Gene: RNF144B
Product: ring finger protein 144B
Exons: 8
Coding region: 283-1188 (301 amino acids)
Biological process (GO): positive regulation of proteasomal ubiquitin-dependent protein catabolic process; protein polyubiquitination; ubiquitin-dependent protein catabolic process
Cellular component (GO): mitochondrial membrane; cytoplasm; ubiquitin ligase complex
Molecular function (GO): ubiquitin protein ligase activity; zinc ion binding; ubiquitin conjugating enzyme binding
Source: RefSeq, a predicted model, not a curated record